AUGGAAAACAAGUCUCAAGAACAGGCUGUUGAUCCUGACGUGGACAAUAUGAUUCUCGACUAUCUGCUAUGCAUGGCAAUUCGAGCAGUGAUAAAUGAGCGUGUUAUUCAGAGGACGGAAGGCCAUUCGCAUAAAGAUGCCGAGCACCUUCUGAACAUAGUUGAUGACCAGAAACUGACUGACGACAUCGCACUCAAAUUUCAAGUUCUUACUUUUGCGAACCUCUUCUUACGUCGAUAUCGAGAUUCUGUAUACCUGCCUUCCCGUAAAACACUUCAGAAACGACGUAUAACAAAUAGAAAGAGGGCAAAAUUAUGGGUUGAGCGGAAUAAAGCCGUCAUGUCGCAGGGCCGGAAUAACUUGUAUACAUUCGGCAACGGUUUCUCGCUUGAUAAAAACUACAAGGACAUGCGUGAGCACAUGGGACUGCCACCUGACAAUAGUAUGGAUUGGAACUCCCGUGUGUCUUUAUUGGAUAUCCUCCCUGAGUAUAUGGCGCUGGGCGAUGUCAUCCCUUCCGUACUUCGGCAGACGUGGAUGGAGAACGCCAUUCUACUGAUGCUACAAUGUGCGCUAGAACAGGUGCUCGUUUAUGGAGAAACAGAAGCAGAGAAGAUAGACGAAGCCUUUGCUUGGGAUUGGCCAUACAGCCACAAUUGGCUUGGGAAUGGAACAGAGAAGGCAGCCUGGACAACGUCGCGAGAUGUCAUGAGAUGCUCCUUGAUUCCUUCGGGAACAUCCACCAGUGAAGUCAAUCUCAAGCGGCUUUCAUUCAAAUACCCUCUGUUCGAAGUUGAGGGUGCUAUCUUAGAUUCAUUGAACGAUCUACUCAACAUGCUGGAGAUCCCAAUUCUGCAACGGCUGGGAUUAGGAACUGCAUCGGAGUUGAAUGUCAUGGACGUGACAGGCGAAUAA
Coccidioides posadasii C735 delta SOWgp is the source of this 915-nucleotide messenger RNA. NCBI's taxonomy places the organism in Eukaryota, Fungi, Ascomycota, Eurotiomycetes, Onygenales, Onygenaceae. The record is from RefSeq and is a predicted model, not a curated record.